Molecule: messenger RNA, 1443 nt
Organism: Nicotiana tabacum (common tobacco)
Lineage: Eukaryota; Viridiplantae; Streptophyta; Magnoliopsida; Solanales; Solanaceae
Source: RefSeq, a predicted model, not a curated record
CUACAUUAAGCCCCACCACUCCCAAUGAUUCUUUUUUUUUUCCCCUUCGUCUUCUUCUCCUUCCAAAUUGUCCUUUCAUUUGUUUGUUUCUUCAAAGUUUCAUUUGCAGAAGAAGAAUAAAACCAGUACAUAUAUAUUUUUAUACUACAUUACUAGUAUAUAUUACUCCCUUCCAUUUCAUUCUCCACUAAGAAGCAGCUGUCAAUGAGAUCACAAGUUAACCCACAUUUCAUUGACAUAAUUCCCAUACUUCGCCGACCCCCAUUCCCACACCCCUCCACAGGGUUGCUGCUUUCUUCUUUAAUAGGGAAUACCUUUUUUCUUUUUUUUUUCUUUUUUUUUACAUUUAUUCACUGGUGCUGGUUCUUGUUAAGUCACUUUCAUCCCUUGUGAAGGUACUGAAUCAGAAAGGUGGAGCUGGCCUGGUUGGUUCAUGUGGCGACGCCCUUAUUGCUUUCAGAAUUCGUCAUUCUUGAUGUUGUUCACGUGAUUUACCAUUUUUCUACCUCUACCUUUGAUCUUAGUUGGAAAGGAGAAAGAGAGGGAUAUUAGAAGCAAGAACAAUGGCUGAAUUGCUUAGAGAGAGAGUGGACGGCAGUGAUCGUGUCGUGAGACGACGAAAGAGUCUAACUGAACGGUUAGGAUUCUCCGGACCCAUUGCAUGUUGUGGGUCCACCUUGUGUCUCAGACCAGCUUCGUUAAGUGUGGUUGAUGAUGAUGACGACGGCGAUGAAUCGCUACAAGCACCACCGGAGGCGGCGGAAGCGGGCCGUGAAACACCGCCGGAAAUAGAGUCAGCUUUGGUAUGUUUGGCUCAUAUCCCGGCGGGUUCCGGAAUGAACUUGGCGGCGGCGUUAGCGGCGGAGCGCAACUUUAGAUCGGCCCGAGAUACAUAUGAUGCAGUAGAUACCAGCCCAAGUCAAAUAUCAGGCCCAGGCCCAAAUACAAGCCCGUUGAGACUUAAUAACAAUGGGCCGGUAACUGGACAAGAAACACCAUUUAGGAUGUCGUUGAUGAGAUUAUUAGAGGAAACGGACGGCUGCGAUGAAAAGGAAGAGGUCAAAGAAGGAGUGGGAAAUGAUACGAUGUGCUGCGUGUGCAUGGGACGGAAAAAAGGAGCAGCGUUCAUACCAUGUGGACACACAUAUUGUAGGGUGUGUUCAAGAGAGCUUUGGUUAAAUCGAGGGUAUUGUCCCCUCUGCAAUAGAUCCAUUCUUGAAAUUCUCGACAUUUACUGAGUAAACUCCAAAGGAUUGGUCAUGGAUUUUUGUGUUAGAUUUCUCAUCAAAGUGAGCAAAUGAAUUUGAUUUUCUAUUAAAAGAAAGAAGAAGAUUAAGCAAAAACACAUGAAAUUGUUGUACCUAGAGGAGUAAGAAUUUGUUAGAGUAUUUGCUUUCUGAAUCUAUGGUCGAGCACCUAUACUAAGCCUUCCUUUCGAGCUUA